AUGAUUACAUGGCUCACUUUACUAAAGGAACAUGGUACAGCUGACACCGCUGAAGCAUUCCACAAAGCUGGUUUUGCUACACUGCAAUAUGAUCAUCGACACUGGGGAUCAAGUGACGGGCUACCCCGACAACAUGUAAACCUCUUCCAGCAAGCCGAAGAUUUGUCAGAUGCUAUCACAUAUAUGGCUGGUAGAUCCGAUGUAGACGGCGAUAGAAUUGCAAUUUGGGGAAUUGGUUAUGGCGGAGGAGUUGUAGUGCAAACAGGCGCCUAUGACAAGCGUGCAAAAGCGGUUAUGGCGAUAUCUCCAUUCUUCUCUGGGGAGAUUGAUAUGCUCAGAUUUCCUCCGACUGCAUACCGGGAAGCAUGGGAGGAACGAGCUUCUCGGAUUGCAAACCCCGAGAUUGAGCAUAAAUACGUUCCCAUCUUUGCGGAGGCCAUGGAGAUGGCUGAGAAGAGCCCACUGGCUAGCAUCAUUGGAAACCCUUAG
Messenger RNA from Trichoderma virens Gv29-8, 489 nucleotides. RefSeq lists its product as uncharacterized. Bases 1 to 489 code for a protein of 162 amino acids. The record is from RefSeq and is a predicted model, not a curated record. NCBI's taxonomy places the organism in Eukaryota, Fungi, Ascomycota, Sordariomycetes, Hypocreales, Hypocreaceae. The transcript is spliced from 2 exons.